AUGCCGGCGGGGCUCUCCUGGCCCGCGGCGGCGGCUCUGGUGCUGCUGGUCCUGGCGCUGCUGCUCGCCCUGUGCCGGCACCUGUGGGCGCUGCGCUGGAGCCUCAGCAGGGACCGCGCCAGCGCCCUGCCCCUGCCCAAGGGCUCCAUGGGCUGGCCCUUCUUCGGGGAGACCCUGCACUGGCUGCUCCAGGGCUCCCGCUUCCACAGCUCCCGGCGGGAGCGGUACGGCAACGUUUUCAAGACCCACCUGCUGGGCCGUCCGGUGGUCCGGGUGACGGGCGCCGAGAACAUCCGCAAGAUCCUGCUGGGCGAGCACACGCUGGUCAGUGCGCAGUGGCCCCAGAGCACCCAGAUCAUCCUGGGCUCCCACACCCUGCUCGGCUCCAUCGGCGACCUGCACCGCCAGCGCCGCAAGAUCCUGGCCAGAGUGUUCUGCCGUGCCGCCCUGGAGAGCUACCUGCCGCGGAUCCAGAAGGUUGUGAGCUGGGAGCUGCGGGGCUGGUGCAUGGAGCCGGGCUCCAUCGCAGUUUAUUCCUCCGCUAAAACCUUAACUUUCCGCAUUGCAGCUCGGAUUCUGCUGGGACUCCGCCUGGAGGAAAAGCAGUUCAAGGACCUGGCCAAAACUUUUGAACAGCUGGUGGAGAACCUCUUCUCCCUGCCCCUCAACAUACCCUUCAGCGGGCUGCGCAAGGGAAUCAAAGCACGGGACAUGCUACAUGAGUUCAUGGAGAAGGCUAUACAGGAAAAACUGCAGAGAACCAACUCAGAAGACCAUAGCGAUGCUCUGGAUUUCAUAAUAAACAGUGCCAAGGAGCAUGGCAAAGAAUUCACCAUGCAGGAGCUGAAGGAAUCAGCCAUUGAGCUCAUAUUUGCUGCUUUUUUCACCACGGCCAGUGCCAGCACCUCUCUCAUCCUCCUGCUACUAAAGCACCCCUCAGCGAUCAAAAAAAUCAGGCAGGAGCUGAUGUCCCACGAGCUGUACCCACAGUGCCAGUGCUGCCCUGCGGGACCCAGCCCGGACACCUUGCCCAUGCAAGGCAGGGACAGCAAGAAGCAGCUCCCCGCCGUGGCCAGAGAUGCUCUUGAGGACCAGAGCCAGCCCCCGAGCCCCCCGGAGGAGGCAGAGCCCAGCGGUGGCCUCUCCCCACAGCCCCCAGCCCCACUGGAGCCCACACACCCCCAGAGCAGUCCCCAGCCCCAGGCCUGUCACUGCCCCUCAGACAUCAGCCUGGAGAAGCUGGGCCGCCUGCGCUACCUGGACUGUGUGAUCAAGGAGGUGCUGCGGGUGCUGCCCCCUGUCUCUGGAGGCUACAGGACGGCGCUGCAGACUUUCGAGCUGGAUGGCUACCAGAUCCCCAAGGGCUGGAGUGUGAUGUACAGCAUCCGUGACACGCAUGAGACAGCCGCCGUCUACCAGAGCCCCCCUGGUGGCUUCGACCCUGACCGCUUCAGUGCUGCCCAGCCAGAGGCUGUCAGCCGCUUCCACUACAUCCCCUUUGGCGGCGGGGCGCGGAGCUGCAUUGGCAAGGAGCUGGCGCAGGCCAUCCUCAAGCUGCUGGCCAUCGAGCUGGUCACCACGGCCCGCUGGGAGCUGGCCACCCCCGCCUACCCCGCCAUGCAGACCGUGCCCAUCGUGCAUCCCGUGGAUGGGCUGCAGCUCUACUUCCACCCCUUGCGGCCCAGCCGCGGCAGUGAGGCCUAA
Cygnus atratus (black swan) is the source of this 1704-nucleotide messenger RNA. RefSeq names its product cytochrome P450 26C1. Lineage: Eukaryota; Metazoa; Chordata; Aves; Anseriformes; Anatidae. The coding region runs from base 1 to 1704 and encodes 567 amino acids. Gene Ontology annotation, biological process: sterol metabolic process. The record is from RefSeq and is a predicted model, not a curated record. The transcript is spliced from 6 exons. Gene Ontology annotation, molecular function: monooxygenase activity; iron ion binding; oxidoreductase activity, acting on paired donors, with incorporation or reduction of molecular oxygen.